GCAAGCAAAAUAAUACAUAUAUAUAACAUACUUAUGAACAUGUGUGCACUUCUUAACUUGUGUAAUUUUUUUUUCAAGAUAUUCUUCCAGCAGAUCACAGCACACACCUUAUAGUCUUUAAAAGAAAGCAGCACAAAGUGCUUUCAAAGUAAAGAUGAGGAGCUGAGAGAUAUUUCUGUUAUCUUAAAGCUGUAAAGGUUUGUGUGAGAGGACAAGUACUUAGAACACUGAUUUCUUUUAAGGCAAGUUGUGAAUUGAGUCAUGCCAGGGGAAGAUAAAUAGGAUAAAGUGCUUCCUUACUGCAAGUGUCUUGGAGGCUAGGCACCUGUAAGAGUGGGAGAAGCUUUCCAUUCUUUGUUUCUUAGAAUUUACUCUGCAGCUGUCCUCAGGCACCCACAUAAAUCAAUCCUGUUUACUGGAUGAGUUCUACACCGUAAACUACUUUCAUUUCAACACAGAUUCCUACCUACUAAAUUAUAUCCUGGGCAUAUGUCCUGGAAGGCUCUCUUAGCCUUGAAAUGGAAAUUCUGUGGGCUUGUUAGAGUCCUUUCUCGUAUUCUGCAGAGGAGUCAGUGAGCUGCCAGAAGGUGAUUAAUAUGCAUAAAGAAAAAGAGGUGAAUAUAAAUACGUGGUGGUGUUUUGCUGCAACUUCCCAGCAUACUAAGUUCUCUGACAUCUCAGAGUACUUUCUGUUCACCUAAUUGCAAGUGGGCUGUAAUAUUGAAGCAAGCAGGCUAAGCAUGUAAGAGCUUGAGAAGAAUCUUCAAGAACUCUUCUGUGUAGAAUUUUGGCUUCUUGGAGAAACAGUAGAAAAUGCAAAACGAAAUAAUAAAGCCUGCUAAAUACUUCUCGGAAGUGGAGAAGAGUGUGCUGCUUGCGUUAGUUGAAAAAUACAAAUAUGUGCUUGAAUGUAAAAAAAGUGAUGCGAGAACUAUUGCUCUGAAACAACGUACCUGGCAAGCGCUAGCUCAUGAAUAUAAUUCACAGCCCAGUGUAUCACUGCGAGACUUCAAACAGUUAAAGAAAUGCUGGGAAAAUAUCAAGGCACGGACAAAAAAGAUAAUGGCACAUGAAAGGCGGGAGAAGGUAAAAAGAAGUAUUAGUCCACUUAUAAAUACUCACAUCGUAGGGAAAGAGAAGAUUGCCAGCAUAAUGCCUGAGCAAAUGUACUUUUUGCAGAGCCCACCAGAAGAAGAUUCUGAAUAUCAGCCUGAUGCUUCUAGUCAAGAAUCAUUUGUUGUCUCAAACAGAGAACUUUGUGAUGAAGACAAAGAGCUGGUACAUUUUCCAGUAUGUGAAGGUACCUCCCAACCUGAGCCUUCGUGUUCUGAUGUCAGAAUAGCAGCUGAUAAGAACUACAGAAGUAAAGCAUCUCAGGAAAGUGCGCUGAAAAAAAUGCAUGAGGAAGAACAUCAUCAGCAAAUGUCAAUUUUGCAACUGCAGUUAAUCCAAAUGAAUGAAGUUCAUGUGGCAAAAAUACAACAAAUAGAAAGAGAGUGUGAGAUGGCCGAAGAAGAACACAGGAUAAAAAUGGAAGUGCUAAAUAAAAAGAAAAUGUAUUGGGAGAGAAAACUGCAGACCAUCACAAAAGAAUGGCCUGUAUCGUCCUAUAACAGACCCUUUCCUAAUUCCCCUUAGAACAUAAAGGGGCAGAGAGUCAGUCUGAUUCACACGUUUAUGAGUAACGCGCACUGGAAAGAAGGUUUUUUAAUGUGAAUGUACAGUGACAGGGUAGGUGCCUGGCUGAUAGUGAACACACUAUGACUCUUAAUAUUUAGGGAAACAGUGGUAUAGUCUACCGAGGGGAAAACCGUAUUGUUCAUUUGUAGGUAGUUCUGAUUUGUUUAACUCAGACAUGCACAGUGUUUAAAAUGUGAACAUAUUUUCCCCUCUCAGAACGCCCUUGCAUCCUUGUGAAAUUUAAGGUACUCCAGGUGUUCUUACAUUGGGUGUUCUUAAGAUAACAGCUUUAAACAUCAGGCUGUAGUGUUUAUUUUGAUUUCUAUCUCUUCCUAUCUACCAUUUUUCAAAUUAAUGCAAGGAUUGGAGUUGCUCUCUGCUAUUGAGGCAGAAGUUGAUUGACAGGUGUCAGUUGGAUCAUUAUGCUGGGGCUUAGGAAAAAGUAAACUUGUCUCUAGUUAAUAUAGUCCAUAACUUAUUCUUCAUAGAAGAUGUGAAAAUUAAGGAAGUAGCAAAAGGACCACUGUAGUAACUGAGCCCUUUCCUUCUGAAGAACAGUAGUAUUUCCCAGCUGGCUGGCUGAUUGAGAGAAUGGUUGUGGACUGGCCCUCUGGUUUUUUGAGCCUUGACCCUUACGAAGUUAAAAAGAAGGUGACUUCUUCCUCAAAAGCCAUUGUGCUUGUUCCUUCUUUCCCAGGCCCAUCUUGUAUUGAAGUAGAAUACCGAAAUAAGAGGGUCAAAUGCUGCUGCCAGCACUGUGUGCUGUUCACCUGGAGUCAUUCUGAGGGGAAGAGCUUUUUAACAAUUCAUAAAGCUCUUAAAAUGCAGUCAGCUAGCCAGCCCAUUGGCAAAGUCUCCCUCUAUCUUCCUAUGCAAUACUUGAUGGUGUAGCAGCUAGCUUGAGUAUCUCAGUCUCUCCUUAGCAAGAAGAAAAGACUUAAAAUUCACCCUCUUUUUCUUCACAUAGAGUGGGAAGCAGUUCAAGGGAAUCAUUCCUGUCCUGAAGCACUGUUCUGUUUUGUUCUGUCCUGUGCAUUAUGGUGGUGUGUUUCUUGCGUUUGCUGUCAGUGCGGGGUGAUGGACAUGAUUUGUGUGAACCAUUCACAUGAAGGUACCCACAGAGUUUGGGUGUCCAGAACAGUAGAUAGUAGGAAAGCACAAAUAAAGAUAAUCCUUACCCAGGCAAUCAUUUAUUCUAGUGGGGCAAGGGUUAAGAGAAUGUGAAAUGCAGAACCCCGCAAAGCUUCAUAAGAGCUUCUGAUGUGUGAAAACCUAUUUUACAGGAAGGUGUAAACCAUCAUUUGAAGCAGUGAGAAAAAUUAACAAAACCAUGAAUUUUCAUUGAAAAAUCCAAGUAUCACAUUAUUUAAUAAAGUAUUUUCAGAUCAUGGUUCAUAAGGGCAAGUCCAUACUGUGAGCAAUGUAUUCAAAUUAAAGUAUGUUACAAAGCAUACGUUCCCAGUUACACUCCUCUCUCUUUCCCUGGAUGUUCUUUCUGGUGGAGUGAGUUCCUUUUGGUUUUGCUUUGGGUUGGGAUUUUUUGUGUGUGAGUGUGUGCGUAUGUGUUUCUUUUUCUUGAACUGCUUUCACUGCUGGUGAUUCAUCUUUCCAAGCACUGCCAUUAUCAACCACAGUACUCACUGUGGUUAACACUGUGGUACACGCGCUACUCCCUUCAACGUGCUAACACCAGCAGUCACAGUGGGAGCUAUUUAUUACAACUUAUUUUAUAUGACAGACUAAAAAAAAUAUGCAGAGCUGCUGCAAGAUAGAAACAAUAGGCCAUGUAUGAAAUCUGAAGGCAGAUCUUUUUGACUGCACUUUCAAAUUUCUUAUAAAUUGACCAUGUGAAGGAAGUACAGGAAUUCCAAAGAAGGAUAUUGUUAUGGACACUUUUUUUUCUUCCUGCUGAAUAGAAGCACUAUGGGAAAGUAUAAUAACAGUAGAGGCAAAAGAAAGAAGUAAACAGAAGUGAAGAUCUUUUUGUUCUGAGAUCGCAUUCUGUGGUCUGAAAGAUGAGUCAGUUAUUUCAGGGGUUAUGACAAUUGAUCAGGCACUAUCCAGAAAAAAGAAUGGGGAAGAUAUUUGUCUUAACUAGUGAUGGGAUUCCUUCCACGAGGGUUCUAAGUGGAAGUAAUUUGAAACGAUGAAAUGGAAACCAGGUGUUAAAAGGUGACGAAUGGAGACAAUUACAACACUGCAAAUAGAGCAAGAAUAGAGAGACAAUCCAGGUCUAGAAAAGGCAUGAAAUAGCCCAGGGAGAAUCUCACGAAAUUUGAGAUAAGGGUAAUUUGGACUCCUGGAAGUUAUACCAUGGCUCAUGAAAGAUUUUUUUAUUUAAAUGUCCUUUAAAAUAUGCGUGUUUUCAAACUCCACUAAGUGGGCAAUGCCUUGCUUUUUGGCAUAUUUUCUUAUCCUAAAACCAAAAGUUAUAGUUCUUAAGCUGAACAAUAGACCCUUUUAAUUCAGUUUCUAUUUAAAAGAAAGAAGAUCACUGUGCUGGUUUAAAGGUAAACCGGCAGGAGAAAUGAACCCAAUUCGAAAGAGAUUAUAAGUCAGAGUUACAAUUUAAUAACAAUAAUACAAUAAAUACAAUUAUACGGACAAACAAUUGGUUUUAACCCACAAAACCCAGAUGUAUAACCCAGCACUCUGGGGCUCAAACAGAGUGGUGUUCAUUGGCCUCUGGGCUGAGCCCCACGUGGUCCUCCUAAGUCCAAAGUAAAAGAGGAGGAAAACCUGUUGGUGAGAGUGCUGGUUGCAGUCUGGUUGAGGGUGGUGAUUGCAGUCCAGUUGAGGUUCUGGUCCUCCUCUGGAUCUGAUGAGUGGGACCAGAAGUCCCAAGACCCCAAGAUUAUAUACACUCAGGUUUGAGUGGGAAUGCCCAGUACCUCCGCCAGGGCAGAGAGUUCCACAAUGGGUGACUGUGAGUCGUGAGAUAUUUUUUGAAUCCUUGGUGGCCCAUUAGCAGACAUGACCCCUCAGGCUGGGUGUGGAGGUGCCAAUGACUCCCCAGAGGGGAGUAAUAACACCUGAGUCAUUGAUAUGAGGAUAGGAACAUCCUCCUAUCUCACAGGCUUCUUAACACCCAGCUUAUAGCCUGAGGGGUCAGGUGUGCUCUGGGCAGGUGCUGCAAAUGGUCUAGUGUUAACAGUUCCUGGGAAAUGACAUAGAGGGUGUAGAAUACGCAGUUUGGGUUACACCUGCACAGUGAUGAACUAGUGCCAGCUGCUCUAAGACAAUCACAAGAAGAAGAUUAGAAAGAGCCAAGAUAAAGAUAUGAAAGAAAGAAUGAUCAGUACAUGCAUAGCAGAAAAAUGGGAAUAUUACACCUAACACAAAUUAUACGAGAUGGUUUUGUGGUACACAUAACAGAUGGUUCACAGGUGACACUGGCUCUUGUUUUCCCAUUUGUAGUUGACUGUUGGUUGCUGUAAGAUUGGGUGCUAGACAUAGAAAAAUGUAAAAGAUCAACAAGAUGAAGUAAUGUAUCUCCUUGCCAGGCUUUGGCUUCUCCACUUCAAGGCUUUAUAAAGUGAUUUAUGUGGUGGAGUUGAAAUUACUUGAGAAAUGUGACUUUUACCUUUUUUGUUUUUGUUGUUGUGAUUGCAAUUACUUCCUCUGGUAUUAGGAUUUACGUUCUCUUUUGUUUGACUCUUCUUAUGUUUAAUAUAGCCAUCUCAGACAAUAUGUCCAUAUGUUCCUCUCCCUUUUUUUCUAGAUUACAUCAUUCAAACUUUCACAUAAUUGUGUUUUCCUGAUAACCACUUGGCCAAACUAUGUAUGAAUUUUCUCAAGGUUUUUCCACAGAUAAAAUACAUCAAUAUUUUAAGAAGAACAUGCCUGUUCUUCUUUGGGUUUGCUAUACGAGUUUUUGUCAAGAAUGAACUUAAAAGAUACACUGGACAAAAUGAUCUCUUCUUAACUCCAAAUGUGUACCAGACAUGUAGUGGCCAUGGUUCUCAGCCUCUAUGUUCUUAUGAAGAGUAACAAUGACCUUCUAGACAAGAUGUGGUGAAUUCCUUUAUGCUUCCCAAAUUGACAUGAGCCUAGCUCCAGGUGUCUCUCUUUGGAGUUCAUCUAAUUUGUUGCCUGGUAUAAAGUUUUUCAUUUGUUGAUUUUUUUCUCCUGCAUUUAUUCCUAACAUCUCUGUUUCCACUUAGCUUUUUAACCAGCAAUAUGAGCUGGGGAUUUCAUUCAGAGCUAUGUGUUUAGCUCUUUCCUUUCUCUAGCUCAGACUGCCUAUAUCACAACAUUUGAACAUGAAAUGUGUGUUCCUCUAUCGUCACCUUCCCCUUCCACAGAAAGCAUGGUUAGUUAGUCUUUUAUACACAGCUGCCCAUACAUUCUGGAUUCUGCACACAGCCUAGGAAACAAAGGAUUUUGAAGAGAGGUUAGCACUGAGAAAAGUCUGUAUAGAGAAGAUCACUUUCUCCAUGUAAUUGUGACUAAAAGUCAUUCAUCAGGACCAGAGCUAAUGCAGGGUACUGAAGCUGUGUAAGUGGUGGUGAUUCUUCAUAAAUCCUUGGGGUUCUGCAGAAGUUAGGCUUGAGGUUUCUGGAUAACAAAGUUCCUUAUUUCUAGGUAGUUGAAGAGUCUCACUGAAAGACUUUCACAGAUACUUCUUCAAAUCAAAGCUCUUACCUUGACAAAGAAUCGAUUCAUCCUGCCAUCUGUUGUACUGCUUCUUUCAAAGCCCAGGCUGCUGUAUGACUGGAGCAAGGGAUCUUGCUGCUUGACAGAAAUCCUCUGUCUGAUGCUCUUUCCUACACUGCAGAGAUGUGUUUAGCCAGAGUUGAAAACACAGCCCUCCCCAGCCACUCCUUGGAGAAGCAAUCCUUACAGAGCAGGUGUACCUGGUGUGGCCGAGCUCAGCGUUCAGAUCUUCCCAUUGCAGUCCAGUGACCAGAGAAAGGAAGGAUGGUUCAGGGCUACCCUUUCCUGAGCACAGGAAAGGGCAGCUAAGGAUGUUGUGCUGAAUUUUUUAAUGAUCAUUCAUCUUUGUGUGUUUCCAGUACCAAAUUUUAACAGUCUCCCAAGGAUUUGUAUGAUUACAUAGGUAUUUUUCAAUGAUCUUUUGCAGAUAAUUUUUUUUACGGCUUUUACAGUAUGUCCUUUUCCUUCUUACCCACUUGCGUUAUAAUGCUUCCAGUUUUGUUUUGAAUCUCUGUGGUUACAGUCUGUACAACUACACAUUCGUGCGGUGUCAUACUUUCAGGUAUGUUUCUCAUGACAUUAAAACAAUAAACUGCUACACAUUUAUAUAUUGUUACUUCCUAGGCAGGGGAAUUACAUGUAAAUCUUAAAAUAACAUUUAAUUGAAUUUUUUUUCAGACAAAUCCUUCACAAGUAGUCCUGUAAUUUCAUAUUUUGAGCUAGCUUGGUCGAAGAUAUUUUUAUAGGACUGAUGCAUCUUAGUUUCUUUCAUAAGAAAAAAACCCGUCUUUUCAUGCUAUUCCUCUGUUUCCUCUCAAAGCAGCUGACUGUAAAUUCACACAUCAUCGCUCUUCCUGAACUUUGUCUCUAGUUAGAUAUUCAAAAGCGUUUCUGGGCAAAUUAAGUAGUAAUGCAUACUAAAAAUAAUACAUUUAGACUAAUAAAAUAAACAAAGUACCAAGAUGAUAUGACAGUAUGCAGCAACUGUUAAUAUAAUUAAAAAUAUUAGAGAGGACAGCUCUGUACAUGUGAUAAAAAGAAAGAAGAUAAUUUGUUGCUAUCUAUAAGAAUAGGAUAAUAUAUUUUUACGAUGAAAGCAAGCAGUGGUAUCUGGUUUUGGUAUCACAGACUUCUGUGUUGCUGAUCAGCUUGAUUCUCUUAUAUCUAAGGAAGGUACACAUGGAAUUUGGACAGAUUUCUGGGCCUAAUAAGAGCUAUUAAAUAGAAAUGUGCUAGCUGUGGCUCUGAACAUUUUACUGGUCUAGUAGUGAAGGGAUUAGGCAUCCCACAAUGUCAUCAGUCAUGUCAGUAAGAAAUUAAAAACUUACAAAGAAAAAUAAUAAAAAUAAAAGGAUUGGUGUGUUUUUCAGAACAAGUCAGAAGUGAAGACAGCUCUAUCUGCCCCAAGACGUAACAUUGUCACAUAUGUCGAACAGUUUCCCUGCAUGGUCUUCACUUCUGUUUCCUUUGAGACUCUGGACAUCUUUAUCAUAGAAUUCACAGCUCCAAGUGCCUGACAAUAAGAAAAGUAGCCACUUUCAAAUAGGAAUCCUGCCAGGGUUAUUAGACCUCACUCUUUACUAAACUGAAGUUGAACAAUUUUCCGAGACUACAUUAUCCAGACACGCAUGCUAUGCACUGUGGAAAGGCAGAUGAAAUCUGUCCAGCAUGUAGUCUGCCAAAUGACAUAGGUUAUAGAGCAAGAAAAAGGAAAAGGUUGUCCACCACGUAGUGGUGGGUCAUAAAACUGUUAUACUCAGGAGGGUGUGUGGAUGGAUCUCACCAGAUGGUUAAUCUCUCUAAGAAUAAGAAAUAUUUUUGCCAAGUCUUCUAAUCUGUCAAAACAGCCACUGGACAAAAACAAAAGGGGAAAAAAUGAAUUAAGCAGUCAAAAUAGCUAGAAACAAUCUGUUGCCUUCUUGCUGAAGAGCUAGCUAGAUACAAAGCCUACACUACACACACAUAUAUAUUUAGGGAGAUAACUCUCUAAUUUAACAGAAAUAAAGCAAAAUAGAUUUGUAGAUUUUCCUUAUUUAAUUUAGGUGAACUUUUUUAAAUGUUGAUUGAGAUUGUUUGUUUUCCUUUUGUUUUUCAGUCCAGCUUCAGAAUAGUUGUGUGCUUCAGUCUCUAAUCAAUUGUUAGAGCACCUCAUUAAUCAAAUUGGUUUGGCAAGAGAGUAGAAGUAGGUUUGUAUUCAGCACAACUUGAGAUUGAUUGUAUUCUACAAAUCUUCAGAUAUUUCUUCUCAGCUGCUUUUGGAUAGCCCUAAAUCUGAAACUGGAAUUAUACACCAAUUUAGUAGUAAUUUAUUAUUUAUUGGCACUAACAAGUUGACAUACAAGAUGCUCAAGCUCUGCUCAUUAUUUGGUCAUGUACAAAUCCCUCUUCUUUUUUUAGAAUUAUGUUCUGAAAUUAUGUUCUAAGCCACAAAUGGACCAGCUGAAUCGUCCAUAUAAGUUCCUGCCAUACAUUCUGUGUCACACUAUAAUAUGGGGGGGGGGGGGGAAUCCUGCUUCUGUUUAAUUGUGGAGUUUUGAAAUUUUGACCUAUUAAUCUCACCAAAGCUUUGCUAAAAAUUAUUUUGUUCUAUUAGACACCUCUGUGUUCCCACUGACUGGUCCUUCAACCCAAUGAACUAUGUGGCUUUAUAACUUUUGAAUUCCAAUCCCGUGGACUGUACGAAAUCUGAGUUGACACACACAAGAUAAUUUCCAUUUAUCUGAAAAAGAUCUUGUAAAUGCUGAGACUCUGAAAAGUACAAAUUAGGGAGGUGAUUUGAUGGAUUUAGUAUUUAAACCAGGGCAUAAAUUUUGGCAGGCUAGGAGUUAUCAGUGCUGACCUAUUAGAGAGGUUCAACCUCUGCUUAGGGAGCAACAGUGUCCAACCCAAAUAUUGCCUUACCUCCAACUUUCCAUCUAAAAUGAGGCAUAAUGAGAAGUCCUUGCCAAAUAAAGCAACACUGGUUUCCAAAAUGCACUUAAUUUGCUUUCAAUUGCUGGCUUGCAUGAGGGCUCUGAGACUAGACUGGGCUUUUUGUUGCACUUCAUUGAUGGCUGAUAGCAUAUGAAGGCUUCCCAUACUGAUUUUAUUCUGUUAUCCUUGAAUGCAAUAGUCCUACUGAGAUAUACUUAGCCAUGUGGUGGUGCCAGUUGAACUGUGGCAAGGUGCUUACAAUCUCAAAUUGUCUGGCAUCUUUUCCAAUUACCAAAUCAGUGACGGUGGAUGUAUUUGAAUAAAAAGUAAGGAGCUUUAGCCAGCAGAAACAAACAUCAUUGCUUAAUGUGUCACUGAUGUGCCUUGUAACACUGAUAAGGUGGCAAAUUUAGAGGUAUAAUCAAUAAAUGAUCAUAACAGUGCUUUAUCUCAGCCAAUUAAAACACCGUCUUCUGGGGUAAAUCUUGCUCUUACUCCUCUUGUAGACUGAUAAAUAAAUAACAUGCUUCUAAUUUAUACUUCCACAAUCCCACUGAAGCCAACACAUUCCUUUACAUGGUGUCAUGGGCUUGGUAGAUAAGUAUCGAUGUCUGCUCUCACUCUGGUCCAAAUGCCAUAGCUACCAACUCUACUUCUGUAAAUCCAGCAGAAGUGCACUGUCAAGGAGCUGGGAAAAUCAGACAUGGGAAAAGACUGGCUUAAACCUAAGCCUUUCUCUUACGCGCAGCAUGGACAUGAGUGGGUCAAGUCCCAUGGCACAGCAAACUUAAGCCCACAUCCUCUCACAACUUAAAACACAAGUAAGGACAUAGUAACAGCAGCAGGUUACUUUAGUGAUCUGUAAAAAUGGCUUUGGGUGGUAAGCAAUCGAUUUUUUAAAUUGUUGUACAUUAAAAUCUUCCAAAUCAUGUGACAGCUUAAAAUAAGCCCUGUCAGUGUUCAACUACCAAGAACAGUAAAUUACCACAACUUCAGUGUGUUAAACUGACAGAAGCAGUUUUCUGUAAGGAUUUUGUUAACUGAUAUGGUUGGUGUAUCAUGCAGGUAUAUUCUCACCUUUCUUCCUUGUAAAAUCUUUACUUCCAUCAAGUUAGUUCUCAUUCUUAAAUAAAAAAAAAAAAAAAAAGUAAAGCCAACUGUGCUAAUCCAUCCCCACUUAGAUAUAUACAUAAAUUCAACCAAAUGAAAAAUAUCUUUUUUUUAAUAUUUUGUAUUUUCACCUUUUUUUCUUUUUUGAAGAGUCAAGGAUUUCAAGGAUUAAAUAAUGAGAGACUUGAUCUUCAUCUUCUCAAGAUGCAGAUGUUAUGACAUUUUAGAGCAGUAUCUGAAAAAAAAAGUUCUGAUAAUCCAUCAAUGCAAAUACAGAGAAAUUCCAGUCUGCUCUGCUUCCCAUAGAACUAGAAGGCAUAGUCCUAAUCACAUCUUUCUUUUUGUUGUUGCAUUUUUGAACUUUCAGCCACAAGAUGUAUAAGUUGCUUUACUGCCAACUACCAUCCAGCAGCACUCCUGUAUUUACAAAGUUUGUUGUAAACCUGGAUAUUUGAGUGACUUAUGUUGCUGAGUAAGAACCUCUCUUUUCCAAGAAAUCAUGCAGUUUAACAGAAUUAUUUUUACAACACCUAAGAAGUGGAAAUGCUUUAGGAGAUAAUAUGUUUCCAAAUGUGUUAUUGCCAUCUCUGCUAGUACUACCAUCUUGUGGCGGUACAUCAUGUUAGCCAUGUUUUGGAGGUCUUAUCUUUCCAAGAGAAAAAAGAAACUUUAAUUUGGUGCUGACCCAGGGUAUUAUUUGAGUUGUUCUGUGAAGUUCUCCCUCCACCAUCACUUUUUCUUAUCCUGCAGAAUCUUUUCCUGUUUUGCAUGUAUAUUCUGUAAGUGCUGAAAUUGCACCUGAAUUGCUUUGGUCAAGGUGACUGUGUGGAUCCUCUGAAAAUCUCUGAAAGAGAUCUUAUGUGUUCAGAAGGUUCAGGAUCACUGCAGAGGCACUGAAAACCAGACCUCUAAAAUGAUGCCAGCGCAGGAGCUUGAGAACCUCAAGGAGAAACUUGAAUAUAGGCACUCCUCAUUGUCAUUUUUGUAUAAGUGGUCAAAUAAUUAGGAAACCACUGUUUCUUUACACUGUGUUGUAUUUAUUAUGUGACAUUAGAUUCUGUUGUAUUUUAACAAUAUGUAAAAUUACACUGUGCUGUGUUUGUGCUUAUAGUUGGUGAGGAUCUAAAACAGAAUGAACAUUUAAGUGCUGGACUAUUUGUCAUAAGAUACUUGAAAAUGUAUACACUCCUGAUACUGAAUAUGUUAAUGGAGUAUUAGAUGGUAUUUCUUGUGGUCUCUGCCUUUUCUUAGUAACAAUUUCUGGUGUUUGCUUUUUAAAUUACACUGAAAACGAUACAUUAUUUAAGAUCCCCUUUUUAGCUAAGUGGCAGCCACUAGGCUAAUCUGAUUUUCCUAGCAUGGUGUCAGCCCAGUCAUCUCACCUGUUAUAAAGUGUUGAUUUAGUAUUUUAGUGCCUCAAACUCCACCAAAUCUGGUUCUGCCCUGCACGGAAGUAGCUUCUGAAACCACACCUUUAAACAAAUCUUUUUUGUGCUGUUGUUUUUAUUUAAUAAAGAAUACCCAUAUUACAGUUUGAAUCUCUAAAAACCUCAUAGUAUGUUUGAGUCCUUAGAAAUGUGAGAAAUCGAGUUUUCAUUAUCUUUAUUGUGUAGCUAACUUUCAUAGCAAAUUCUUUGUUUUUCCUACAGAAACAUCGAGUAAAAGGAGACAAAAGUAGGGCCCUAAAAUGUAUACUUUCUAAUGGCUGGAGAUGUAGGAAAUGCAACAAAAAGUACUACUGGGGAAGAGACUCAAUAAUUGUCUAAACGAGGGGAAUUACUGAAACUCACAGUGUAUGUAAUAAGGAUGACUAACUGUACAUUUUAGUGCCUUGUUUCUUGUAAAAUGUUUAAUCAUAAAUAAUUAAACAUAAAUAAUUAUGGACUUCUGAGAAAACAUAUCUAAAUAUUGCUAAUAGAAACUGUAUAUUCAUAGAAAAGGCAAUAAAUCAUUGACUAUUGUUACAUAUUAA
Molecule: messenger RNA, 12331 nt
Organism: Pseudopipra pipra
Lineage: Eukaryota; Metazoa; Chordata; Aves; Passeriformes; Pipridae
Gene: MSANTD3
Product: Myb/SANT DNA binding domain containing 3
Exons: 3
Coding region: 814-1638 (274 amino acids)
Source: RefSeq, a predicted model, not a curated record